Bradysia coprophila is the source of this 2729-nucleotide messenger RNA. RefSeq lists its product as uncharacterized. The record is from RefSeq and is a predicted model, not a curated record. NCBI's taxonomy places the organism in Eukaryota, Metazoa, Arthropoda, Insecta, Diptera, Sciaridae.
AUUUAUAGUUCUCUUGGAGUUCUUAGUCAUUCCAAUUUAUCCGUAAAAAGUCUGUAAAUUAAGAACGGUUGCAAUGGAGGUAAUGGAAGAAGGUAAUUUGAUGGACAGGGUGCCAGUUUUAUUGCAACGAGAUAUGCAAUAUUAUCAGGAACAUCAAUCUGUUCUUCAGGAAACAAUUUGUCCUGGUGUUGUCGGUGGAAAACUUGAUUUUCCUCGAUACGCGUCAUUCGCUGCAGUGAAAAUCGUUUUCUGGUGGGAGGAUGAGUAUUAUGCGGCGUACAAAAAGAACUCCGGCCUGUUGAAUUUAGACGAAAUCAAUGACGAUGGAGACGAAGCAAAUGAUUCCUUGAAUUUGAAUUCGAAAGUUAUUGUAAAAUCGUCGGAUCCCGAAAGAUUUGUUGGAUCUGUGACCAAGUCGGCUGAUAAAUUGUUGGAACACAUCCACACGCUGAGUCAAGAAGCACUAGAUCACGCUGACUUGACAGUAUUAACGGCUACGAUAGGUGCUUCAGCCUUGAUUAAAAAUGCUCUCUGGGUUUACUUACAAUCGGUUACGAAAAACGUAUGUCCACCAAAGGGAGAUGAAAGUGGAGGAUCACUGAAGCUGAGCUACAAACAGUACUCUGAGAUGACCGAAGCAUUAGCUGAACGUUUAUUGGAUUUACACUGUCGUCUGCUUAGUCUGUAUAUCAUUCAAGAUGCUGAUUGCUUGAACUGGGAAUGCAAUCAACCGUUUUUCGAGUCUGAACGUGGUUCAUAUACCAUACAAAUGUGGUGGUUGUACAUGCAAGGCACGAAAAACAAUUUGUGGAACUCUGUUCCGCCGAAUAUGGCCCAAAGGGUAUAUGCUGGUAUGCUUAACGAAACAUUGUCGUUGCUUACCGUUCGCUACACUCAGACUGUUCCCAGCCAGACACGAUCUCAAUUACUACUCGUGGAUGUAUGUAAUCUGCUGUUGUGUGUCGCCGAAAUUCUUCCGUCGAUCUGUGAAAAUGGCGAAUCGUACGUCGGCUUGAAUCUGACGAGUCAAUCGAAAAUUAUACGAGACGUGCAUGCAAAGUGUCAGGAAUUGUUUUGUUGCCUGCUUUUGAGAGGAGUACCUCUGGGCUCCUUAUAUAAGAUAAUGCGUAAGGGUCCAACAUCAGUCAAUCUCUUCAAUUCCGGUCAAGGGCUUCCAUCUCCGUGGAUAAUAUUCUCUCUACCCAAAUUGUUCCCACUAAAUCAGAACGGACAAUGGGCCACUAAGUGUUCCGAUUUUGGACCGAAUACCGCCAUUGCGCUGGAACUGAAAGUUCUUCUAAAUUCACCGCAAGCCAAUUGGGCACAUUUGCUGAAGAUUUUGUUGAUGAGAGACUCGCUCGUUUCGUCGAUAAUUCAUCAUCACUUGAUGAAAAACAUCCCGACAAGUGACUGCUUUUAUCCAUCGCUGGAUCAACCAUUCAUGAAUCAAAAGAAAUUCGCGUCGAAAUGCGACGGAUUUUUGUGCGGCAAGGAAUGUAACAAAAUUGCUGAUUGGAUCAGUGGCGAAAUUGAUCCCGUCGGCCAGACAAACUACCAAGUUGUGUUGGCCUUAACUUACAUUAUCGUCUUAACUGGUAAAUCGUCGGACAUCACCGAAACUAUUGUGUCUUCGUUGGAUAAGAGUCAAAUCAAAGACUGGCAGUUCGCUCUGGAUCGACGGCAAGUGUGGAACCAGAAGCGACCACCGUGGUUGGAAGCAAUUUUGCAUUUAAUCUAUCCAGUCCUUGAUCCUGUCAUUCAUAUGCUAGUUGUGGCUGUUCAGACGGGAGCAACAAUGUAUCAAGCUAUGUCGUUAGCGAUAUCCUGCCUAACAGAAAUGUGGGAUUGCAUACCAGACUCUUUGUACACCAUUUCCAUGUCACUGUCAGACGUGAUAUCAACAGAAAUUCGUCCCCUCGGCGAAUCCGUUUUGAUUCAAAUUUUGUUCAGUGCUCUUUACACAAAACUCUUGGAAGCAUCGAAAACUGAAACGAUGGAAGGCGACAGUGGUGUAGCAAACAUCGCCGAAACCCAAGAACAAAAGUCAAGCAUCUGCAAUGUCCUUGCCGAGGCAAUUUGUUCGAUUGAUGAGGACAAUAAGCACACCGAAUCGAUUACAGCUUUGAUAAACUAUGCCAGGGAAAGUCAACGCAGUAAGGGAGAUCUGGACGAUACUGGCGAAGCUGUGGGAUUGAGUUUUGUGAGCACUGUGAAGAUGGACGAUUUUCACGCGGGAAAUCAAUCGUCACCAAGUACUCGAACGGGCGAAGAGUACAAUGUCGAGAAUGCCGACUACAUAUCGGAAAUGCUUGUCAGCGACAUAUUGACCAGUUCGAUUGGUAAGCAAAGCCUGAAAUUGCUGUACAACUAUCUGCGCAAGAAUUCGGAAUGGCUGUUUCAAAAACUGAAUGUCAGUGACAUUGAGCUUAGCGAAUUUAAAUUGCUGCCCGGUCAAAAUAUCGUCGAGGAGGAAGACAAUUUGUUGAAUUUGAUGUUUCACAUUGGACAUCAGCCGUUCGAUCAGCUACUAACCGGUGGAAUUAAAAUUGACUAUAACUACUGGUUUCAAACUCCAAUGUCCAUAACUACAGAACGGGCUUGGUUGCAGAUAUCGCAGAGAUAUGAGUUUCAAGAAAAUGUGAAAUUAUCUGUCCAAGAGACCGUAAUGGUUGCUUUUAUCACUGCACAGUGCAAAACAUAACAUGUAAAAUUAGCACGUUAUGAGGUUC